Messenger RNA from Exaiptasia diaphana, 1364 nucleotides. Its product is annotated as histamine H2 receptor-like. NCBI's taxonomy places the organism in Eukaryota, Metazoa, Cnidaria, Anthozoa, Actiniaria, Aiptasiidae. The transcript is spliced from 2 exons. The coding region runs from base 76 to 1086 and encodes 336 amino acids. Gene Ontology annotation, biological process: G protein-coupled receptor signaling pathway. Gene Ontology annotation, cellular component: membrane. The record is from RefSeq and is a predicted model, not a curated record. Gene Ontology annotation, molecular function: G protein-coupled receptor activity.
UUUUUCUUUCUGUAAAGAUACGUUGUUGAUUCAGUUGCUAGAUUAACGUCCCUACAUAUACUAGUCAAAGACAGCAUGAACUGCAGUUCACAAUUACCACCAGUUGCUCUUUCUUACGUAUCCAUGGCAAUGUCAAUCAUACUUUCGAUGUUGACAGUGCCUGGAAACUUGCUAGUUUGCCUAGCGGUUUUAAGAGAUCCUAAAAAGGAAAUCAGAACACCAUUCACUUUGCUGAUUCUAAAUUUAUCAACCGCUUAUCUCAUCGUGGGCUCAGUUGCUGACUCUUUGUCAGUGGUCUACCACUACUUAGAGUCGCAACGUGACGUCACUUUCCUAAAAGUAGUUACAGCCAAUCAUAUCGCGUAUUAUAUCUCGUCCACAGCGUCUCUCUUAAGUCUGGCAGGUCUAACACUAGACCGAUAUGUAGCCCUAACGUCGCACCACUGGUACAAAGCUAACGUUACUUACAAAACAGCAGCGAUAGUUUCACUAGCAAUAUGGGUAGUUUCCCUGUCAAUGCCCUGGUUAUAUCUGUAUUAUGGGUUCAUUGGUUAUGCAUUUAUAUUUGCGAAUACUUCUAUAUUGGUAACCAUAGUCAUUCUCCUAUUGGCUUACCUGGGAAUAAUUAAAAGGCUUCGCAAACAGGUUUUCAGCUUGGAGAUACUUCGUGCGCAGAACACAGGUGCGCGAGCCAAUCAACGCGCUACACUAUGGGAGAAGAAACUUACAAACACUUACCUUACAAUGCUUGUMGGAUUUUURGUUUUGCUAUUGCCUUCCAUUGUUAUGAUUUACGUAUUGAAGUUCUGUCUCGCAUGUAGCUGCACGAGUUAUCAUGUCAUGAGAGACGYCCAUUUUCUGCUCAUAUUGAGCUCCUCUGCUGUCAACCCAAUCCUUUAUGGAUGGCGCCUUGCAAACUUUCGGCGUGCUUUUUGGAGUAUAAUUCGAUGUGAAGAGGGUGUUCGUGUCAACGCUUCUGUGCACCAUCCGCAUGGAGAGGUUUUGCGUAUUGAGCUUGAGAAAGCAACGGUUUCACAUAGCAAGCACGAGGAUAGGAAUAGAGUCGAAAUUAAUGAUAUGGAUUGAUGUACUGUUAUGAUUGUAUCAUUAUGCUGGUUAAAUAUGAAUUUAUACUGAGAUGUUUGAGCGGUGAAGAACAGCUUGGACAGCAGACGAUUUAGUUUAUUAAUUUUAAGCAUUUUUAUUGGUCCUAUUUAUCUACAUUAUCAUUAUGCAUAUUAGCAACUAAAGCUUGACUCGUGCUAACUCGCCCACUAAUUGGCGAAGGAUAUCAGAUYAUAUCCUGUGAAAGAAAAACAAAGUAAUGGAUACGUACUACUAUAGAUUUAGAUCACAUUAGAUUU